This is a messenger RNA of Microthlaspi erraticum, 483 nucleotides long. The record is from the annotation of a GenBank genome assembly. NCBI's taxonomy places the organism in Eukaryota, Viridiplantae, Streptophyta, Magnoliopsida, Brassicales, Brassicaceae.
AUGGCUCACAUAUCAGAUAUUAAACUGAUAAGAACAGAUACUACACUUGAUCUUAGCCAAAAGGCCGAGAAAGAUCGAAAUAAAGGAAGCAAACUUCCGCAGAUUAUCCAUUCUUGUGCUUGGAAACAGAUUUUUAUCGGAAAGUCUUCGGAAUCGGCAGCGGAAGAAGAGGAAAUUGUUCAUCUUUGUCUUGCCAUGGCCAUGUAUAUUCGUGUGAAGCGCAUGAAGACCACUUACUUUAUCCAGUGCGAGCCAACAGAGACUGUUUUGGAUGUCAAGCAGAAACUGUUUGCCCUCAUUGAGCAACCAGUUAGCAAUCAGCGUCUGGUCUUAAUGUCUACCGAAGAAGUAUUAGAGGAUUCGAAAUCGUUAGCUGAGCAGAAGGUUGAGAAUGAUGCAGUUGUGGCUCUGACUUUGAGGAAAGAUGAUAACGAGUUUGAGGAUGUCAACAUUGCAGAGCCCACCGACUUCUCAAUCUCAUGA